Messenger RNA from Sciurus carolinensis (gray squirrel), 1733 nucleotides. RefSeq names its product family with sequence similarity 110 member A (gene Fam110a). NCBI's taxonomy places the organism in Eukaryota, Metazoa, Chordata, Mammalia, Rodentia, Sciuridae. The record is from RefSeq and is a predicted model, not a curated record. The transcript is spliced from 2 exons. The coding region runs from base 278 to 1165 and encodes 295 amino acids.
UUCCUCCGCUCGGGCGGGGCCGCGGGACGGCCGGGCCACCUGCUCGGCUCGGUGCGGAGGGCUCCGGCGAGGCAGCCCCCCGGCUCCCACCAGGGGCCGGGCCUCCGCUCCGGCGCGAGUCCGAGCUGUCAGCCCGUCAGUCGGCGCCGGGGGAGCCGCACACGCCUAGCGCGGGCUCCAGCCGUUGCCGGCGUCCAGCUGCCAACUUUGUGCCGGAACUCUGUCUCCUCAUUUCUCUGAUCCGUUCAGACGCGCGCCCUCCGGGGAUGUAGUAGCCAUGCCAGUGGACACGCUGAGCCACGGGGCCCCCGCCACCCCAACCUUACCUUUUCGCCUGCGGACCAAGGUUCCCGGGUACCUCCUGCGGAGACCAGCGGAGGGUGGAGCACGGAAACCCAGUGCCGUGGAGCGCCUGGAGGCCGACAAGGCCAAGUACGUCAAGAGCCUGCAUGUAGCCAACACCCGCCAGGAACCUGUGCAGCCUCUGCUGUCCAAACAGCCUCUCUUCAGCCCCGGGACUCGCCGCACAGUACUCACGCCUAGCCGCCGAGCCCUGCCGGGUCCCGGCCGCCGGCCUCAGCUGGACCUGGACAUCCUUAGCAGCCUCAUCAAUUUGUGUGAUAGUCCCGUGUUGCCUGCCGAGGCCAGUCGUACCCCCGGACGGGCAGAGGGAGCCUACCAGCACCCCCCAGCCACUCCUCCGCGCCCGUCACCCUGCACAGCUGCAGUCCGACGAGUGGACGUUCUCCCCUUGCCUGCCUCACCUGCCCGACCUUGCCCAUCACCAGGCACUGCCGCCACCUCCAGCCCAGGUCGGCCACCGGGUUUGCAGCGCUCCAAGUCAGACCUGAGUGAACGCUUCUCCAGGGCAGCCGCCGACCUUGAGCGCUUUUUUAACUUCUGUGGUCUGGAUCCAGAGGAAGCACGGGGGUUGGGAGUGGCCCACCUGGCACGGGCCAGCUCGGACAUCGUGUCACUGGCGGGGCCCAGUGCUGGGCCGGGCAGCUCUGAGGGGGGCUGUUCCCACCGCAGCUCUGCUACUGUGGAGGAGCGGGCCCAGGAGCGGGUCCCCUAUGGCGUGUCGGUGGUGGAGCGCAAUGCCCGCGUGAUCAAGUGGCUGUAUGGGUUGCGGCAGGCACGGGAGACCCCAGCAGCCGAGGGCUAGCCCUCUGCCUGGCUCGGAAUUCACCACAGGACAGAUCUUGGAGAGGCCCUUGACCUCUUCUGCAUGCACUGCCUGGGUCUCUGGGCAGACCAGAGGCAGCUCUUGUGUGAACUUGGUGUAGAGGCAGAAGCUUCCGCUUAGAACCACAUCCUCUGGCAAGGACUGAUCCUGGAGAGGGUUGCUCUUGACCCUGGCCCCUCCUCCCCUCAUACCAGGGUUCUGACAUGGGCAAACCCCUGCUUGGUUCCUCUGCUGGGGCUGGCAUCUGGCCAUUUAGCCCUCCCCAUUGGGAGUGGGGGGCCAAGGGGUCUGCCAAGUCUGCCUACCCAGUGACUCUGUUUCCUCCUUCCUUCCUUGGCUUCUGUCCCUGUUGACUUCCUCUUCCUUACCCAGUGGGCCCUAGCUUCCUGGGAACGCACCCUGGGGCAUGGGGAGGGGAGGAAGGGGCCUAUCUGCUGCUCUUCCUGCUGUGCAGCAGCUGGCUAGGUGGGUGGACCACAGGGGCUGGUUGGGAGUCUGCACUGCCCUGACUUCGCUCCCUCUGGUUAAUAAAUGCUUGUUUCUCAAG